GUAUUGGGGAGUUACACUUGCGGGAAUAAACCUCCAAAAUCCCUCACUUCAACAAAAUCCUGUGCGGAUUCUUGUCCCGCGCCGACCUCUAAUUGCAUAUUUAUCUUUUUACUUUUUCUAUUUUUAAGGCAUGUGAAAUUUUUUUUUAAACAAAAUUCCCAAAUUAUGAUUAUUCUGUUCUACAAGUUUGCACUAAUAUUUGUUUAUUGUUAUGCUGAAGUUUCUCAUUCAAAUAAAAAUUCUUUUGAUAAAUCAACCCCAGAUACUUUGAGCAAUAAAAAGGAGGAACUAAAUGUGAAUUCUUUUUAUAAAGAAUAUCCUUUACUAUUAAAAAUCAAAAAACGUGAACAAGAAGCAGCUUUAAGAACUAUUUUGACCAAAAACAAGGAUGAAAAACAAUUGAUGCUUCGACAACUUUUUGUUCGUAUCUUUGAAACAAUUAAAGAAUCUAAACAAUUAUUAUUUAAAUACAACGAAAAUGAAGAGGGGGAUUUUACUAAAUUGGCAACAGAUAAAGAAUCUCGUGAACAUUUUGCUAGAAUUGUUGAAAAUACAAUUUUUCUUGCUGGAUUGACUUUGUAUUUUCCCAAAUAUGCUUUAUAUUAUGUUAACAAAGAUGUGAAUUUUCAUCAAAUUUAUUCAUGGUCAAACAACUUUUGUUCGAAUUUGACAUUUUUGGAUUUAGAAACAAAAGAAUUGCUCAAUUUGGCUGCUCAAGAAAUUGAAAUAAUUCCAAAAUCUGAAAACUUCUUCAAUCCUUACAAAGAUAUUUCAAGUUUAACAGAAAAGGAAGAAAUGCAACGUGAAGCUCUUAAAGAAAUGAAAGAAAGAGAAAUGGCAAAGAAAAUGGAAAAAUCAAAUAAACCAAAAAAGAAGAAAAAUAAUAAAAGUGAUUCAAUGAAGAGUGAAUUGUGA
Messenger RNA from Meloidogyne enterolobii, 915 nucleotides. The record is from the annotation of a GenBank genome assembly. NCBI's taxonomy places the organism in Eukaryota, Metazoa, Nematoda, Chromadorea, Rhabditida, Meloidogynidae.